UGCGCGUGCGCAAUGCCUGGCCGACGUCUUGUUGCUGUGUGAAGCGCGGUUUUCGCUCUCUCGUAGGCUGGUUGUGCGGCCCACCUGUAACAUGGCGUUUAACUUCGGAAGUGCGACGGGGGCCACAGCCAACCAGGGUACAACAGGUUUCUCCCUGGGAAAUUUUACUCCAAAAACAACUGCAUCGGGUUUUGUGUUUGGCAACACUGCUACCACAGCAGCAGCCACAGGGUUUGGCGGUGGAUUUGGUGGUUUUGGAGCCACAACAACCACAGCACCUUCAAACACUGGUUUUAGUUUCUCUGCACCAACCAACACUGGCACGACUGGUCUCUUCGGUAACACUCAAAACAAAGCUUUUGGAUUCGGAAGUGCUUUUGGUGCAACAGGAACAAACACGGGUCUCAAUACUGGGUUGUCAACUGGUCUAGGCUUCGGGGGUUUUGGCACUCAACCUCAACAGCAGCCGAGUGCCCUUGGAGGUCUAUUCAACCAGCCCAUGCAAAAUCCUAACCAAUCAAAUCAGCUAAUCAACACAGCAAGCGCAUUAUCUGCACCAACAUUGCUUGGGGAUGAGAGAGAUGCCACCCUAGCCAAGUGGAACCAACUUCAGGCUUUUUGGGGAACUGGAAAAGGAUACUUCAGUAAUAAUAUUCCUCCAGUGGAGUUCACACAGGAAAAUCCUUUUUGUAGGUUUAAGGCUGUCGGUUUCAGUUGCAUACCUAACAACAAGGAUGAAGAUGGUCUCGUUGAACUUGUGUUUAAUAAAAAGGAAGCAGACAUCCGUUCUCAGCAGCAGCAGUUGGUAGAAUCCCUGCACAAAAUCUUGGGAGGGCACCAGACCCUUACUGUAAAUGUGGAGGGAGUGAAAGCAUUACCUGAUGACCAAACUGAAGUGAUCAUCUAUGUAGUGGAGCGCUCACCAAAUGGCACCUCCAGAAGAGUUCCUGCUACAGCUUUAAACUGCCACUUUGAGCAGGUCAAUGUCAAGUCCAACUUGCAGCAGCUUGGAGUCACUUUAACCAUUGCUAGAACCGAGCUGUCCCCUGCACAGAUUAAACAGCUUCUUCACAAUCCACCAGCUGGUGUGGAUCCAGUCAUUUGGGAUCAAGCAAAAAUUGAUAAUCCUGAUCCAGAUAGACUGAUUCCUGUUGCUAUGGUCGGCUUCAAGGAACUUCUCAGAAGACUAAAAGUACAAGAUCAGAUGACAAAGCAGCACCAGUCCAGGCUGGAUAUUAUAUCUGAAGACAUAAGUGAGUUACAGAAAAAUCAGGCAACCACAAUGGCAAAAAUUGCACAGUACAAACGGAAGUUAAUGGAACUUUCCCACAGAGUCCUCCAGGUUUUAAUAAAGCAAGAAAUCCAGCGGAAGAGUGGGUUUGCCAUCCAAGCAGAGGAGGAACAGCUUCGUGUGCAGCUAGACACUAUCCAGUCUGAACUCAAUGCACCCACUCAGUUCAAGGGUAGACUUAAUGAGCUAAUGUCACAGAUCAGAAUGCAGAAUCACUUUGGGGCAGUGCGAUCAGAAGAAAAAUACUAUGUAGAUGGAGAUCUGUUGAGGGAAAUUAAGCAGCACUUAAAGCAACAGCAAGAAGGACUGAGCCAUUUAAUCAGCAUAAUAAAGGACGACUUGGAAGACAUCAAACUGAUUGAGCAAGGACUGAGUGAUAAUGUCCAUAUACGUGGAGGAAUGUUAAGUUGAUAUAAUAAACUCCAUCUUUUUUUCUUCUCAAGGACAUUGUACUAUAAGUACCAUAACAUUUCCAGGUAUGAUAAGACAGAACAGCUUGAGGUCCCCUAUUAAUAAAGUACUUAUUAAUAAAGAUCAAAAUAUGUUUUCUUUGAAACGUUUGACACAGAUUGGAGAGCCAAAGGUCCCACCUUCAUUAUCUGUCACUCCUAACAGAAACUGUGAAUGCAAAGAGUUCAGUAUAGCAUCGUUUGGUAGCACUUUGGUGACACGCAGAAAUGAGCCGUCAACAAAUGCUAAAGGGAGUUAUAUUCAGUGUUGUUAAGACUGUUAUAGAUAAACACUGCUUUUUAAUGUUCAUAUUUAAAAUGGGGUCUUAUUGGAAAAAAGUGAAUAAAUAUUUUUC
Bufo bufo (common toad) is the source of this 2096-nucleotide messenger RNA. RefSeq names its product nucleoporin 54 (gene NUP54). The record is from RefSeq and is a predicted model, not a curated record. The transcript has 13 exons. Bases 92 to 1702 code for a protein of 536 amino acids. NCBI's taxonomy places the organism in Eukaryota, Metazoa, Chordata, Amphibia, Anura, Bufonidae. Gene Ontology annotation, biological process: protein localization to nuclear inner membrane; NLS-bearing protein import into nucleus; nuclear pore organization. Gene Ontology annotation, molecular function: structural constituent of nuclear pore. Gene Ontology annotation, cellular component: nuclear pore central transport channel; nuclear pore.